GCGCGCUUCCCGCGCAUGCGCGCACCCCGCAGCGCCGCGCGCGCGUUGCUUUGUGGCGGCCGCGCUCUCCGUGGGAGGCGGGUCGGCUCGGCGUUCUGCCCUUCGCGGGUCCGCCCGUCCGCCCCUCGCCUUUGUGCCACCCUCGCGACCCUCAGCUCGGGGCGGCCGAGCCCGAGCCCUGUCGGCCCGCGCGGACCCGGGAGGCGUGGCUGACGGGCUGGCGCGGCGCGCCAUGGGGCGGGGGCGCCGCCGGACGCGCCCGGCGCCUGCGGAGCCCGCCUGACGCCGACCCGGGGCGCGCGGCCGACCCCGCGGGGCUGCGCGAGCGUCCCCGGCCCCAGCCGGGGCGGCCGUCGAGGGAGGGCGCCAUGGACACCGCGGAGACCCGGGGGGCGGAGCCUGCUCGUCCCCUCAGAGAGAUUCCAGCAGACGCACUGCCUCAGGGUCUCCCGGAGGCCAGGCCCGAGGAGCCCGUGACUUUCAAGGACGUGGCCGUGGACUUCUCCCAGGAGGAGUGGGGCCAGCUGGGCUCCCCCCAGCGGGCCCUGUACCGGGACGUGAUGCUGGAAAACUACCAGAACCUUCUCUCCCUGGGGCCUCCGGUCUGCAAGCCGGACGUCAUCUCCCACCUGGAGCGAGGCGAGGAGCCAUGGCGGGCUCCCAGAGACGGGCCUGCGGGGCCCGGUCCAGAACCAGGACGGGAGCCCGGGCCUGAGGCGGAGGAGACGCUUGUUUACAAGGAAGAGCCGCCCUGGGAGCCGAUCGCGGAAGGGCUGGCGAGGACUGGUGUGCACAACCCUGGGUUCGGCAACGGGUGUACCUGGGGGGGCCCGGCGACUGCUCUGACCCGAGGCGAAGCCGCCUACGCUAGUGGUGGGUCCGCCGAGGAGCGCCGGCGAGGCCGCUGUGAGUCCAAGGAGGCACUUGGCUUGCAGAGCGCCCUGCCGGCCCAGCGCCUUCCCUCAGAAGGCGCCUCCCCGGAAGGCCAGCCGGGGAGAGUGCGGUCCACCGGGGCCGGAAGCCGGCGCCGGAGCCAGGGAGCGGGGAGCGGCCCGUUCGCCUGCGGCGAGUGCGGCCAGGCCUUCAGCUGGAGCGCAAACCUGCUGGAGCACCGGCGCGCGCACACCGGCGAGAAGCCCUUCCUGUGCGGCCAGUGCGGCAAGGCCUUCAGCUGCCGCUCGUCCCUCAACGUGCACCGGCGCGUGCACACGGGCGAGCGGCCCUACAAGUGCGGCCAGUGCGGCAAGGCCUUCAGCUGCAGCUCGCUGCUGGGCAUGCACCUGCGCGUGCACACGGGCGAGCGGCCCUACCGCUGCGGCGAGUGCGGCAAGGCCUUCAACCAGCGGACGCACCUCACGCGCCACCACCGCGUGCACACGGGCGAGAAGCCCUUCCGCUGCGCCGCGUGCGGCCGGGCCUUCGCCUGCCAUUCGUCGCUGACGGCGCACGAGAAGCUGCACAGCGGCGACAAGCCCUUCCGCUGCGGCGACUGCCCGAAGGCCUUCAGCAGCCGCUCGCGCCUGACGCUGCACCGGCGCGCGCACACGGGCGAGAAGCCCUUCCGCUGCGGCCAGUGCGCCAAGGCCUUCAGCUGCCACUCGUACCUGGCGGUGCACCAGCGCGUGCACAGCGGCGAGCGGCCCUUCCGCUGCGACGAGUGCGGCAAGGCCUUCAGCUCCCACUCGUACCUGGUCGUGCACCGGCGCGUGCACACGGGCGAGAAGCCCUUCGACUGCGGCCGCUGCUGGAAGGCCUUCAGCUGCCACUCGUCGCUCAUCGUGCACCAGCGCGUGCACACGGGCGAGAAGCCCUACCGGUGCGGCCGCUGCGGCCGGGCCUUCAGCCAGAACCACUGUCUCAUCAAACAUCAGAAGACGCACUCGGCCGAGAAGGCCUUCAAGUGCCACGAGUGCGGCGAGGUGUUCGGCUGGAGCGCGCCCCUGGCGGAGCACCGCAGGCUCCACGGCGGCGAGAAGCCCUUCGCCGUCCAGUUGGACCAGCGCUUGCUGAGCCCCUGUUACGUGCCUGGCGGCCUGCUGGGCGCGGGAGCCUCGGGCGGGGGCGGCGUGGGCCCGAUCGAUGCCCUGGACGUGGCCGAGCUCCUGGGUGUGGCCCCGCCCUCGAGCAGCAGGAGUUUCCCCCUGGGGAGCAACCCCGGAAAUUAACGUGUGUGUGACACACCCACCUGAAACACGCCUAGAGGUCGUGGGCUGCCGAAGAGGGAGCUGGUGGGAGAGCGCCGAGGGCAUCCUGUCCUCCCGCUGAUGUUCAGAAGGCGGGGAGGGGCGCUCUUCUCAGGUGAGGGGGGACCCUGUCCUCAAGUGCUUGGACAGCUGCCUCCUUGAUUGCCAUCCCGAGUUUCUUCUGUAAACUCUUUUAACAUGAUAAUUAAAGGGGAGAGAAAACAGAAUUACAGACAGUAUUACUUCUAAGUGAACACACUGCUGCGGGAGGGGAGAGUAGGCUCCGAUGGUGGGCCUUUGGGAAGAAGCAAGUUCCCUGGACUCGCCACACUCAGCGCGUUAGUGGCCGUGCAGCCCAGCGUCCCGUCUGGCCACCCCGUCCAUGGCGGAAGCAGGCUUUCUACCCCAGCUGGUGAGGCCACCUGCGGGGCUGCUGCGGACCGCACGGCACUCAGCCCCUGAGAGGAGGCGCACCUGGUGGCCCCGGAGACGGGGAGAGGUGGUGUCCCUCUGGGACUCGGCCAUCCCGCUCAGUUUAGAGCAGAGACCAGCUGCCGGCUCACGUCUGUACAGAGCGCCUGAGUCUUAUCUCACACUUUCAUCAAAGUAUGUAUGGAGGCUGAAUGACCAGUUUCAGAAAAUAGGAAUUGAGGGAAGCGAUACCCGUGAUUCUCAAUAAAGCUGCAUUUUGCACCUU
Molecule: messenger RNA, 2880 nt
Organism: Capra hircus (goat)
Lineage: Eukaryota; Metazoa; Chordata; Mammalia; Artiodactyla; Bovidae
Gene: ZNF74
Product: zinc finger protein 74
Biological process (GO): regulation of transcription by RNA polymerase II
Cellular component (GO): nucleus
Molecular function (GO): DNA-binding transcription factor activity, RNA polymerase II-specific; RNA polymerase II transcription regulatory region sequence-specific DNA binding
Source: RefSeq, a predicted model, not a curated record